UAAGCAUGUAAAUCAAAUUACCAAACAUCUCCAUAGACAGGCCAUUUUUUCCGUAUUACUUCCUACGUUUUUAAAAUGUAAGAAGCAAUAUAAUCCAAUUUCCAAAUCCUGUGUCGUCUUGUCGUCUGUCCAAAACUACACUAAAUCGGCAGUAGGUGGCGUGUUGAGCGUUUCUAUGUGGUCUGUCAUCAACCGGAGAGGAAGGAGGAUGAGGAAGUGGCCGGAGCAGAGGACUGGACCUGGAGAUGUAUCUAGCUACUUACAGUCACUGAACUAGCUGAGCAGCUAGAUAAUAGUAUUUGACAAUGCGAUGGGUAACUGCUGGGCAUACUGUGUCGGGCUUUUCAGGAGAGAAGCCAACAGGAUCCAGAGAGGAGGCGGGUCUAAAUAUUUCCGUAGCAGUACCACAGGGGAACAUUAUACAAUAGAGUUUGAAAACCUGGUAGAGAGCGAUGAAGGGGAGGGAGGGAGCCCACAGCCCUGCCCCAGGCCCAUCAGUGAAGAUGAGAUAAAGCACCUCAAAGAACACCACUACACUGCAAUCUCAGACAAACAGAUCCUAAUAGACCAGAAGCUCCGAGUGGAGUUAGAGGCACAAGAGGAGAAGUUAAGGCUAGAAGAGGAGGCUAGAAAUGCUGCCCAGCGUGAGGCCGCCAGGUUGGCACGUGAACGCAAAUUGACGGAGCAGUCGUCUGGCCAGAGGACACGGGGGAAAGCAGAUGGCUCUGGUGGUGAAAUUCAACGAAGAAAACAAACCUCAGGGGAAGAUUUUGAUGUCUACCUCCAGAAUGUGAAAGCCCAGUCUGAGGCUUUCAGGAGCAACAGACUUCCCUCUGACACAAACGUGGUGACUCCCAACACGGAGUGCAGCUGGGAUUUUACCACAAAGACCCGCUCCACCAAUGAUGACGGGACCUCUCUGGAUCUAGAGUGGGAGGACGAGGAAGGAAUCAAUCGAACACUUCCAGCUUGGGAGAGGUCUCGGACCGAGGAGGACAUCCUGCGUGCAGCCCUGAGGCCCGGCGGCAAGCAGAUGAACAGCGGCCCGACCUCAGCUUCUGAGGACUCCAACGCACUGGAGUGGGAGAAUGAUUUUGUGAGUACUCACCCAGAGGACGGUGCAGACACUGAAUUUGAAGGGUUUGUCAAUCCUGUCCUAGACACCCCCUCUGAGGAUGCCUCAGACUGUGGCCUCAGGUCGGAUGAGCAGAACAGAUAGUGUCCAGCACUAAAGGAGACGCCUGCAGUGCCCUCUUCAUGUCGAAGCUCACCAGCUUUUUGCCACAUGAAAUGGAAACGUACUUAUUGUAAUAUGAGACUCUGCUGCUGCAGGAACAUGUUGUGGCUCUCUACACUACAGUGUACAGUGUAGUGAUUUUUUUUUUUAAACUCAUUUUUCAGUGCCUUCAUUUGCUAAAUCAGCUGACCAUUUUAUGCACUGCAGCAGAUCAGUUACAUCCAUUGUCAUUUGACACAUUGUUCAGUAAGUGCUUCUUCUCAAUGCACAGAAACCAAAAUGUUGUCAAGCACAUAUGAAGGGAAACUUUACUGUAGGAGCACAUAGCUGCUGUAGCAACUGUGUGUUAUACUCCCUACGAAAAAUGGAGAGUGUGUCAUGCAGGACCAUUUAUUAAGGUAUAUUUUUCAGUGUCGGUGGGGGAUUUGUCCUCUGUGUUUGACCCCUCCUGACUGCCUAGCAGCUGCAGACAGCCACAAAAUAGUGCCCGUGGACCAAAUUCACCUUUAAGGCCAGAGUCUUGCUCAGUGGUGUUGGCAAGAGUGUUCUUGCAUGUGUUUUGGGGUGGAAAGAAACCAACAAAAGCACAGGAAAAAAACCAUCCAAACUCCUCACUCUGACCUUAGUCCCUCUCCUUUGUAUCAGCUCUGUCCUUUUAGGUUUAUUAAGUUACUGCAUGAUGGCAAAAAAGGAAGUGAAUUCUAUAUAUUUGCUGAUGACAAAGUUAUAACAUCGGGUGAAACAGUUUUAAUGAAUCAAUAUAAUGAUAGCCACUGUUUCCACGUUUGAGCCAACGCCCAGGGUUGUUUCUUCAGCUGCUUGGGGUGGUGAUUGGGCGUUGUCUUGUGAAUCAUGGAUUGAUUGCUCAGCAUAGUCUUGUAUAGUUUUCCUCACUUUGUUGGACAGCGAUCAGGGAUCAACGCUGGUUAUGGCUCUGCACAGCCUCGAGCAAGGCCGCUGAUGUUAGUGGAAAGCUGACAGCGGGUGAAUGAAGGUACAGUUUACGAUGUUUAAGUAGUAUUGAUUUUGACCAUUAUUCUGCAUCCACAUACAGUGUAUGUAUGUUAUGUCAUCAAUACAAACAGCUGGUGUAUAGAAAAAUUAUUAAGAUGUUAAUGUGAAUAACUGCUCUGAAAUACAGAGGACCAGUGGCAGAAGAUGCAAUAUACUGUUGGAUCGAACAUAAUCAAAACUCCCUCGUUGUACCUGCUUGAGAAACAGAUGUGACUGAUACUUGAUGAGUCACUGCCAUCUGGUGUUUGGCUUUUAUUCUGGAGAUAAAUCAUUUUUGAGUGUAAUGAAUGUUCAUUUAAUCCGAUCUGAACCAGAAAACAUAAAUAAUCUGAUUGUCAGUGUUGGAGGACCCAAGCGUCCUGCAUCAGUUACUGCAAGAAAACAAUAUUUGGGGGAGAGUGUCUGAGUCUGGAGGAAAAAAGUCCAGUGUUACCAAAUGUGCAAACAUGACUCCGUGGCCUGAACUUCGUCAUGUUCCUGUAACUGUGCUGCUCUCCCAAGGGAAUCUCCUGUAUAAACUAAUCUAGUUCACGUUUUCAUUCACUUUUUAUAAGCUGAUAGUUCGGCCCAUCACAGAUGUUCGAGCACGAAUUCAAACAAUAUCUUUCACAUUGAUCGGUUUGAAUCCUUGGCAGUUUACAGGUUUCACUUUGAUGUGCGCAUUUGUUACUUGGUUUCAGAAGACCUUCACUGAAAUAAUUAGUUUGUGUGAAGAGCCAAACGUGCACUGCUGUUGAAGUGUGUAGAGGCAUUUUAAUCCUGAAUAUUGAACGUGUAAUUUAAAAACUAUGUUUUUAAAUUACAUUUAAAUGUUUUGUUUUGCUGUGAUUAUAUGAACUCUAAUCACUGUAAAUCACUGUUUUCUGUAGUUAAAAAAAACCUUUACAUUCCUUGACACACUGAGCCUAAGAAAAAAAAUUUAAAUAUAUAGAAAAUGUCUUGGGCAUCACUUACAUUCACUAUCACUGCCUAAGGUACAUUGGAUACUUUAUUUGGCUUUAUUUUAUCAGAAAUAUUACCUGAACUGGUGAUAUUAGUCGCUAGACACAAGUAAUGUUCAUUUUGUCAUUUUAAAGUGAUAUUUCACACUGGUAGGAUGUUGUCAUUUCUCUAAUAAACACACUUGAAGUUCAGGACCCAAAGGUGACAAACCAAAGUAAUUUGGAUUUAUGGAUUUGUUUGUAUUGUUUGCAUCUGGAUUGAUAUCAUUGCCUGUAUCACUGAGGUUUUCCUGGUUAAAUAAAAGAAAGAAGAUUUAUGAGAACUACAGAUGGCAUCUAAACCAAUAUGAAGUCACAUUACAAUAGAAAUGACUGAUCUAAAAGACCAAUUAAAAGGUAGAUCCAGUACUAAACUCUCUUGUCAGACCUUGGGGAAAAGAAUGAAUUCUAACAGUGGAAAUGUCACUUUAACCAGAGGUACUGAAAAGAGGCCCAGAGACUGUUUACACUGCACUGUGUGUGUGUGUGUGUUGUUAGUGACUGUCUGUCAUAGCUCACCACCACUAUGGUUCACAGUCUUGAGUCCCUUUGGACGCACUGUUCAGAACACUGUCAGCUCAUCCACCAAAGCCUAUUUAUUGUACAGCUAAUCAUUUUCAUUAAACUUGGUACUGGUGACUGGUGUGCUCACUCAAAUGAUUCACAUAAUCACAUGACUUGGUUGAGGACAAAUAAGCAAUAAAACUCCUCAGUUGAUGCUGACUGUAUUUCUCUCCUUGAGGGACUGUUGAUCAAUGUUAUUCUCAUUUUCAAAUAUAAAGCAGGAUUUUGAUGGAGGCAACAAACCACCUGCAGGAGCCAGCGUUCGUGGGAAUGGGCUGUCAGAAAUCUGUGAGGUGUGUCUCAAACUGAAACGGUCUUCAUGUUGCUCUGCGUUUAAAAUAAAAUGGUGAUUCGUCUCCCUGCCGGUUCAUUAAGGUGUUAUUCAUUGACUGCGCCGAGCACACUGUGCCGGGUAAUAACCUUGUGAAAAAUCAUCUGAACAGGAAGUGAUGUAUUUUAU
Messenger RNA from Monopterus albus (swamp eel), 4255 nucleotides. It is a transcript of the gene ap1ar, whose product is annotated as adaptor related protein complex 1 associated regulatory protein. The transcript has 10 exons. The record is from RefSeq and is a predicted model, not a curated record. Gene Ontology annotation, molecular function: AP-1 adaptor complex binding; kinesin binding. Gene Ontology annotation, cellular component: endosome. Gene Ontology annotation, biological process: regulation of Arp2/3 complex-mediated actin nucleation; negative regulation of substrate adhesion-dependent cell spreading; negative regulation of cell motility. Lineage: Eukaryota; Metazoa; Chordata; Actinopteri; Synbranchiformes; Synbranchidae. Bases 311 to 1219 code for a protein of 302 amino acids.